This is a messenger RNA of Populus trichocarpa (black cottonwood), 688 nucleotides long. RefSeq names its product ATP synthase subunit a. Lineage: Eukaryota; Viridiplantae; Streptophyta; Magnoliopsida; Malpighiales; Salicaceae. Gene Ontology annotation, biological process: proton motive force-driven ATP synthesis. The record is from RefSeq and is a predicted model, not a curated record. Gene Ontology annotation, molecular function: proton transmembrane transporter activity.
AUGUGUCUGAAGAGGAAGCCCAUGGCUCUCAUUAAGAAGCUCCGCAAGGCGGUAAGGUCUUCUGAGUUUUCUAUUCCAGUGACCCCAACACUCUGUGGUGAUUUAAGUGUAAAUGAACUCUUUUUCUCGUGUGCCGAGUCUGAUCUUUUCUUUCGCAUCUUGGUCACUUUUACUUUUUUGUUAUUUCAUAAUCUUCAGGGUAUGACUAUCCCUUAUAGCUUCACAGUUAGAAGUCAUUUUCUCAUUACUUUGGGUCUCUCUUUUUCUAUUUUUAUUGGCAUUACUAUAGUGAGCUUUCAAAAAAACAGGCUUCAUUUUUUAAGCUUCUUAUUACCUGCAGGAGUCCCACUACCGUUAGUGCCUUUUUUAGUACUCCUUGAGCUAAUCUCUUAUUGUUUUCGCGCAUUAAGCUCAGGAAUACGUUUAUUUGCUAAUAUGAUGGCCGGUCAUAGUUUAGUAAAGAUUUUAAAUGGGUUCGCUUGGACUAUGCUAUGUAUGAAUAAUCUUUUCUAUUUCCUAUGAGAUCCUGGUCCUUUAUUUGUAGUUCUUGUAUUAACCAGUUUGGAAUUAGGUGUAGUUAUAUCACAAGCUUAUGUUUUUAUGAUCUCAAUCUGUAUUUACUUGAAUGAUGCUAUAAAUCUCCAUUAAAGUGUUUAUUUAUUUAUAAUUGAACAAAAGCGAGUUUGAA